AUGGUGAAGCUUGCUGAAUAUUCUCGUACUGCAACGUUUGCCUGGUCCCACGGAAAGAUACCUUCUUUGGUGACGGGUACUGCAUCAGGGACUGUGGAUGCAAAUUUCUCAAGUGAGUCGUCAUUGGAACUUUGGUCUUUGCUCUCGGCAGACGCAUCAAAGCCAGAUGCAUCACUUGCUGUGGACGCCAAGUUCAAUGAUCUAGAUUGGUCUCAGGACAACAAGAUUCUCGCCGGUGCAUUAGAUAACGGUGCUGUGGAACUUUUCUCGAACCCCAAGGACUCUCUCAAAUUCGAAGCGUCAUUCAGGAGUCAUUCCAAGUCUGCGAAGACGGUGCGUUUCAAUGCAAAACAAUGUAAUAUUCUGGCAUCCAGUGGGACCCAGGGUGAAAUUUUUAUUUGGGAUUUGAACACUUGCUUGAAAAAUCCGGAUUACAAACCAUUAACACCAGGGUCUUCAAUGAAUUCCAUCGAUGAAAUUACAUCAUUGGCAUGGAAUCAGUGUUUGGCACAUGUAUUUGCAUCUGCUGGAUCAUCUGCAUAUGCUUCUAUAUGGGAUCUAAAAGCAAAGAAAGAGGUUAUUCAUUUGAGCUAUUCUUCUCCAGAAACGGGUUUAAAAUCUCAACUCUCCGUUGUUGAAUGGCAUCCAAAGAACUCCACCCGAGUUGCUACGGCCACAGGAAGUGAUACGGACCCUUUGAUCCUGGUUUGGGACUUGAGAAAUGCAAAUACUCCUUUACAAACUCUUUCAAAAGGCCAUUCCAAAGGAAUCUUAUCCCUGGAUUGGUGUAGCGAAGAUGAGAACUUGUUAUUGUCAAGUGGCCGCGAUAAUACCAUUGUUUUGUGGAAUCCGGAAUCGGGCGAAGAACUGACUCAAUACCCAACUCGUGGAAAUUGGUGUUUCAAGACGAAAUUUGCUCCAGAUGCACCUGAUUUAUUCGCUUCUGCUUCUUUCGACAAUAAGAUACAGGUUCAGACGUUACAAAAUCUAGUAACCACCUUGGAUCAAGAGCAAUCUGUCACGAAGCAACAGGAAUCAGAGACAGACUUUUGGAAUCAUGUGUCCCAAGAAGAAUCUGAUGUAAAGCCAACUGUGUUACGUAUGCAGGCUCCAUCCUGGUACGAAAAUAAGUCACCCGCUGCACAUUGGGCAUUUGGUGGAAAACUUGUUUGCAUAACUGCAAAUGGACUAGGGGUCUCGAUAACCAAACCAAAACUUCCUGGUCUUGAGGACAAUGCAUUGUUAGAUGAAGCACUUAAGUCUCACGACUUCAACCCCUUGAUCAAUAGAAGAUUGGCUAAAACAAUUGAUGAAACUAAUGAAGAGGACUGGAACUUACUUGAAAAACUCUCAAUGGAUGGCAAAUCGGAAUUUUUGAAGGAGUCUUUUGCUUUUGACGAAGAAGAAUCUGAUACGGAGACUGAUCGAGAUGAUGGGGAAAAUUUCUUUGCGAACAUCGAGGGUAAGUUUGAGCCCACGGGAAAAUUUAGCUUAUCCAAUGAGUCGGAGAUUGAAAUAGCCAAGUAUUUAGUAUCUGGGAAUCCCAAAGCUGCCGUGGCAGCUUCGCUUGGUGCUGAUCGCCUUUUAGAGGCACUGAUCAUUUCCUUGGAUUCUAAUGAUAAGGCACUGAAAGACUCCGUAAAAAAUGCAUAUUUCUCGAAAUACGGCAAGGAUUCAACUUUGUCAAGAUUUCUGCAUUCUAUUUCACAAAAAAAUUCAAUUGAUUUGGUAGAGAAUCUGGAUGUUUCUCAGUGGAAAUAUGCUGCCAGAGCCAUUAACAACUUUUACGCUACAGACAUAACGGAAAAGAACAAACAAUUGUCUGCGUUGGCCGAUAAACUACUCGAAUCAGAGGAAAGACAGGAUGCCUUAGUUCUUUAUCUAGCGGCAGACUCCUUGGAUAAGGUGGCCGCCCUCUGGCUGAAAGAAUUCUACUCGUUAGAACAGAAGUUGCAAAAGGAAAAGUCUUCCUUGUAUGAAGCACACUCAGAGUGUCUCUCUGAGUUUGUGGAAAGAUUCACUGUUUUCAGUAACUUUGUUGGUGAUAACAAAGUUAUCACAAACGCAGAUUUGAUUUCAAAGUUUUUGGAGUAUGUCAAUCUAGCCUCGGCAGGUGGAAAUUUCGACCUGGCACAUGCUAUUUUAGAAACUCUUCCAGAAACAAACAAUGAGGUCAAAAUGGAAAAUGAGCGUGUCCUUUUGGCGCUAGGUAAGGCAAAAAAGAGCACUUCGAAGGCACAUACCUCAAAGGCUGCUUACGGUGCAGUCACUAGUAAUUCAAUACCCUUGGCAGCGCAGCAAGGUAUAUAUAGAGCAGGGGGACCUUCAGGUGGUUCAUUCAUAAAUGGCAAUCAAAUUCAGGCAGCGCCUUUUGUAACUCAGCAAAAUCGCGUCUCACCAGCUCCCCCUGUAGAUAGCUUUACUCCUCAGCCGAACGUUCAUGGAUUUCCGGUUGUCCCAAAUGCUAUUGCUUCGAAAUAUGCUCCAUCGGUUACUUCUCCAUCGCUGAACACAGGUCCUAAGCCUAUAGCUGUCCAGCCAAAUGCGUAUACUUUAACCGGAAUGAACGCAUUCGCUCCUUUGAGCUCCAAACCGGUGCCAAAUUUUAUAUCCGCUCCAAACUAUAGCGAACAGUUUUCUGGAUCUGGGAUAGCACCACCAAGCUCCGUAGCGUCAGGUCAAACCCCUUCGUUGAAUAAGAAGGCCAACGAUGGUUGGAACGAUUUACCGUUGGACGUCAAGGAAAGACCACAACGUGCCAAAGCCGGGAAUAUUGCUCCGGCAAGUAUUACGAGGCAAACUUCAACGCCUGGAAUCAGUGGCACUUCAGCAAGCGGAUUGACCGUGCCUCCGCCACCGCUCUCUAAGUCGUCGUCCAGGUUACCUUCGCUGGUUUCUCAACUUCCACCACCUAUAAAAGGCAGUAGAAAGACUUCUGUUUCAUCUAACGCGUCUUUGGUCUCAAAUUCUCCUAAAAUUCCAGCUUCAAGCCCAUAUGCGCCUCAACCUGCAGUAGCCUCAUCCAUCGCACCAAAUCCAACAAUGAGUUACGAGCCAGCACCUCAACCCAAUGGUACAAUGGCUAAUGCAAACCCUUACGCUCCUCCUGUAACGAGCAAUAAAGCUGCACCCCCCGCCAAUGCUUACGCUCCACCGGUCGCCGCUUCUUUACCGUCUCGUCAAAGUAGCCCUUAUGCACCUCCUCAGCAGCCACCAAUUGUAGCUGGCCAAAUGUCAUCUCCUAUGAGCUCUUUCACAAAUGGAUCUGCUUCGGCACCACCCGUCGCAGCUUCCAGGCCUCCACCUACUAAUGUGAAAAAGAAAAAUCACAAUAUAACGAGUGUUCAAAACGCAAGCACCUUAUUAGAAUCCGUGCAAAAGUCUCCUGAUGGCUCUAUGGCGUCAACGCAAUCAAAUGGCAAUAAUAAUGUGUCUUUAGCAACUUCCUUGACUUCUCCAGUAGCAACUGCUGCAAAAUUAACCUCGAGCACUGAUCCACAGGUUUCGAAAUCUGCAAGUUCACGCUCAGGCGUUCCCGAGGAUCAGCAACCUAUCGUUGACUUUUUAAAAGAGGAGCUGGCCCGUGUAACACCUUUAAUUCCGAAAGAGUAUACAAAACAAUUGAAGGACUGUAACAAAAGAUUGAACAUUUUGUUUCACCAUUUAGAAAGACAAGACUUGUUAACUCAGCCUACAAUUGAGAAACUGAAACGCAUAGUUGAGCUGCUAAAAGACAACAAGUACUCGGAGGCCAUGCAAGUCCAUGUCGAUAUCGCCACAAAUUACGCCCAAGAAGCUGGCAAUUGGCUCACCGGCGUAAAAAGGCUGAUAGGUAUUGCCGAGGCAACAUCAACUUGA
Messenger RNA from Zygotorulaspora mrakii, 3858 nucleotides. It is a transcript of the gene SEC31, whose product is annotated as Sec31p. Gene Ontology annotation, molecular function: protein binding; structural molecule activity. Bases 1 to 3858 code for a protein of 1285 amino acids. The transcript has a single exon. The record is from RefSeq and is a predicted model, not a curated record. Lineage: Eukaryota; Fungi; Ascomycota; Saccharomycetes; Saccharomycetales; Saccharomycetaceae. Gene Ontology annotation, cellular component: COPII vesicle coat; endoplasmic reticulum exit site. Gene Ontology annotation, biological process: intracellular protein transport; endoplasmic reticulum to Golgi vesicle-mediated transport; endoplasmic reticulum organization.